AUGAAGUGGUUCACUUCUCUGGCCGCGCUCACGGCGUUGGCCUCAUCAGCACUUGCCGAAGACCUCCUUUUCAUCAACACAUUGCUGGGAUCCGAACAGGCCCAGGCGUUAUCCCUCGGUUUCACCGUAAAGGUUGUGACCGAGUCGCAAUGGAAGGGCAUGACGACGACUGAUUUUGCCUCCUUCAAGGCCAUCAUCAUCGGUGACCAGUUUGGCUCUUCGGAUGUGACUAUGCUUCAGUUCCUCACUGACACCAAGACUACCUGGGGACCAGCUGUCACGGGUAACAUUAUUGUCCAUGGUGCCGAUCAAUCCAACCAUGGCAAGACUGUUCUCAUUGACAACAGUAUUAAGUUUGCCGCUAGUGGAAAGACUCCCCAGGGCGUUCAAACGACUGGCUUGUACCUCUCUCUCUCCCAAUAUUACGAUACCACUGCGGUUGCCAAUGUUGAUGCCCUUUCAUACUUCGGUACCUUCGAAGUUCGUGGCCAACUUUCAUGCUACGAUAAAGUCCACAUCGUUGCCUCUUCGCCUGCUAUCGACACUCUGACCGACGCUUAUCUGUCAGACUGGGGGUGCAGUGUCCACGAGGCUUUCUCGAUCUACCCAAACACUGGCAUCAACGGCUUCCAAGCCAUCGCUAUUGCUGACGGAGUUGUUGCCCCUGGCACCCAAACAUAUGGAGACGGCCAUUCCGGUCUCCCAUACAUUAUCACUCGGGGUGCCACCCCGGCUGGAUGUGGUGACGGUCAUUGGGAUCCUACCCUCUUCGAGGAGUGUGAUGAUGGGAAUACCGUCGAUGGUGAUGGAUGCUCCAAGUCCUGCAAGUGUGAGAGUGGAAAGGCCAACGGAGACGGAACUUGCGCUCCAGUGAACGGCACCAUUCCUACUGGGCCUGGUACUGGCAUUAUCAAGCCUUCUGGAUAUACAAACACCUCAAUCAUUCAUUCCACAACCACAACCACACCACCAUACCCAAUCAUCACGAGCCCGCCUUCAGGCCCAACCGUGAUUUGCAUUGGUGUUGAGAUCAUCGUUUCCAUCACCGUCACUGAGUUGUGCAGCACAAUUGCUCCAGGCACCACUGUCACAUCCACUAUCACAGCCGCAUGCUCCACCUACCAGAAGCCUAUCUAUAACACUCAAAUCGCCACUAUGCCAUGCUAUGCCUGCGCAAUCAAGAGCCAAGGUAUCAAAUCCGUUGGCUUCAUCACCGCUACCUCAACAUACUGCAACGGCUGCGCAUCCGCCAUUCCUGCAACCAUCUACCCCUGCGCAACCUGCUCAGGCACAACACUAACAGCAACUUGUCCAUGGGCAACCACCAUCGCGCUCAGCUCCCAAGUCGUGGUUCCCUACACCAGCUAUGCCUCACACCCGGCUCAUGAGGCCUCAACCGUCCCAGCCGCUGAGAAGCCCGCCACCACUGUCCCUGCUGGUGGAGUCAAUACCUAUGGAUGCAGCACUUGCUCCCUAGUCACUGCAACUGGCGGCGUGAAACCUACAUCGACGCCGGUGGUCUUCACAGCCGGUGCCCCUCAGGCCGCUACCGGCGGCCUCCUGGUAGUCUUCGGCGUCAUCGCAGGCGGCUUUGUUGGUAUUUUAGGCUUGGUGUUGUAA
Messenger RNA from Venustampulla echinocandica, 1620 nucleotides. RefSeq lists its product as uncharacterized. The record is from RefSeq and is a predicted model, not a curated record. The transcript is spliced from 5 exons. Bases 1 to 1620 code for a protein of 539 amino acids. NCBI's taxonomy places the organism in Eukaryota, Fungi, Ascomycota, Leotiomycetes, Helotiales, Pleuroascaceae.